Cherax quadricarinatus is the source of this 4948-nucleotide messenger RNA. The record is from RefSeq and is a predicted model, not a curated record. Lineage: Eukaryota; Metazoa; Arthropoda; Malacostraca; Decapoda; Parastacidae.
AUGUUUGUCUUCAUUGGGUCACCCUUGAUUCACGGCCUGGAACUGAGCGCCCUGGAAGCUGUGUGUCUGACUACGACCUCUGGCCUACAGAUGGCGGUCGAAGGCGUGAAGAUAAUGCCUCGCUUAAGGUUGGGGCGCAUAAAGAUACUGGUGUUUAAGGUCAUGUGUGAUAGUGAUCCCAUGACGGUUCACGGUAGUAACUACCUCUGGCUUACUAGUUCUGUGAAAGUUAUUUUAUUCUGUGUGUUGCAGGUGGAGUGGCUGGGUACGGGCGGGUGUUCUGCUGUGGGUAGCGUCUGGUUUACACUUCACGUGGCUGCCAUCUGGACGCUAACGGCCCUCAACGUGGACAAGUACGUGGCCAUCGCCUCGCCCCUGCAUUACGCCCGCUUCGUGUCGCCAGGACGCGUGGGCGUGACGGUCUCAGUGUCAUGGGUGUUAUCAGCGGGUCUGUGUACACUGCCGCUGGUGCUGCCGGGGCUCCAGAGCUCCCCGCGACCUCCUGGCUGUUGUUUACCCGACGUGGUAUCCGCCUCGCCAGUCGUGGGUCGCAGCUACGCCCUGGUGCUCUCCUUGCUGGGGUACCUGUUGCCGGCACUACUCGUGGCUUCCGCUAAUGGUCGUAUCCUGGUGAUAGCACGUCACCACCGUCACAGGAUUGUGUCGGCGCUAUGGGACGUCACAGUGUCAGCUCAGGCCACCGUCACACCACAGAGGUCCCACUUUUACCUUACUCGUUACAGGGGGCGCUCGGCUGCCACCACUGUAUUCCAUUUUGUUGGCACUUUCAUUAUCCUGUACCUGCCAUCAGCGGUGUGUCUGUUAUACGAGGCCCUAGCCAGGUCUUACGUUCCCGUCACCGUCUCCAUCACUAACUUUGCUCUGCUUACGUUCGCCCCAGCCAUCAACGGCUUCGUGUAUGGGGUGAAAAGUAAAGUACUUCGAAAAAACUUUAAAAAUUUCCUGAGAAAACGGUUGUACAGAAGCGAAGUCCAUUAUGAAAUCCAGUCUCGCGCGCCGUCAGUGCCUGCGUCACGGCGGCCCUCUAUCACUCCUUCCCUCUCGCUGCCCCUCCAGCAGAAGCUACAGCGUCGCAUGUCGGAGAUACUCAUCCAGCCUACCACCUCCACGCCCAGCGACACUACCCUAAAACUCGUUCGACGGUCUUCCGAACUCAGCUUUCGGCCACGAGGCUCUAACUCAUCCAUUCCCAGGGACACCACUCCUUCUCGACCUACCAGUGACUCACCGGUACUUCCCGGCAGUCAGAUCACUCAAACCGACUCACAAAAUGACCAAUCUAAGAGUGACCAAGUCAAAUGUGAUUAUGUCAGAUGUGAUCAAGCAAAGUGUGACCAGGCCAGAGGGGGCAGCCAGGAUAAGGUAAACUCCUCUCCACCCAAGAGUCCCCUCAGUCGCAAUACAAACGUCUUUCGUUUACUCCCCCAGUCCAGCAGUUUGGAGGAGAACGCUGAUCAAGAGAAAGAAGCCACUAACCUCGCUAACUCGUCAACCGUUAUGUCCAACCAUCGCACGUCUUUAAGACGAGCUCUGUUUGCUAGGAACAAACAAAAAAGUCUGGACUUUGAGAUGACUUGUUUGUAUAUGCAGGAAAAUUGUCCCGAGUCUAACGCUCAUCCACCUCGUAGUGCGUCACAGCAAAUAGUUGGCGAGGUAGGAGGAAGUCCAUCACUGGUUCGACCCCUGCUGCUGGGUCAGUGUUCACAGCCACCUCUCUCGCCUGCCAGAAAGACUAAGCGAGUCUCAUGGUCAUCAGACAGCUUUUCCGACUCGCCCAUGGAUUCAGACACGGACACCGGCAUCAUCUAACCUGUCCUACCCAGAUAUCGUAAAAAAGCCAUGUUCCGCAACAAUGGUCUGCGUUUCGACUUUUCAAAAGUGUCUCUGGAGCGUAUCGAUUCUGAGGACACUCGCCAUUCACUGGAGCACAGUGAUUCUUUGGAAUCAUCACCCCCAAAUUCUCCACAAAUUACUGGCAACAAGGAAAGUGAGAAGGUGCAGGUCCAUUUUGUCCACGGUCCCAUCGUGGCCAAUGGGAAGGUCCUCAGUAAGAGUAACGGGCACCACGAUAUAGCGGAAGUAGUAGUCAUUCCCACAGAAGACAGGUAAAACUCUCCUACUCAUACGUACUGCAGGAGAGUUGAAGCCAAUUCUCAUCACCCUUGGGCUUUCUUAGGAAACACAAAUCAGGGUAUUACAGCAGGACGAAGAUCAAGGUACAGGCUGGUGUGGACCAGCCCCUACUCUCACUGACCGGAGCGACAUCCAGGCUUCUCUUGUCCAUCAGAUUAUCUUAAUAUUCCUUUCAUUGGUAUGAAAGAGUAAUAGGAUGCUUGGUAACAGUCGUACUUGGUGUUUUAUAUUAUUGGUAAGAAAGGACAGUAAUACUACGUUCGUGCACACUAGUGGCCAUUACAUUGAACUGACGCAUCAUGAUGCAUCACAUUAGCUGUUAGAGAGCCUAAGACUUUUUAGAAUAAGAUAAAACUUUACGAGCUAUGUUAAUUAAGCUCGCUCACCCUCACGGUGCAACAGACUCAGCAGGACAACUCUCACUCAGUGGACAUGCACCGAGCCAUAAAAAAAGUCAUUUAAACCUCGCAGAGAAUUUUCAAAGUAGUGCAGUGACUGAGAUCAAGAUCGUAGGCUCAUUAACUUAUGAAAUUCAGUCUGAGACAGAAAUAUACCUGACAGUACAUAUCCAUAUGCUGUUAACAAUGUCUACCUAUCCAUUUCCACAUUCCUUAAUUUAUUCACACGUGCAUUCAUCCACACCUUUACUGUCCAUAAACACUACAACGUCACACUCCUAUUUAUUUCUGUCUCAACAGAAAUGAUAAACACACAUUCAGAGAACUAUGUCGUGUAAAUAACUGUUAUGUAGCUAUAUACCAGCUGACCAAGAACUGCUGUGAAGGAUUUAAAGUGGAUAUUCGAACUAAAAAUAGGACAGAGAUCAUCCACACUUGCAGUUCCUUGCUGCUGAGUUUCUCCAGCACAAAAGUCGACCUAGGAGUGACUCGCGUCGAUAUUUAAGACUUUGCAACACAUUUGGUAAUUUUUGCUUAAUGCGAACAGCAAUUUACCGUAACAUUUUUAACUCAUUUUGGAACACCAGCAGUGUGCAGUUGCCAUAUUCUAUAAGAAUUAUAUGGUGGGAGCACCUGAACUGUGCGGCUACCAUAUUCUAAUGUUUACAGAAUAGAAAUAUCUGUGUGCAGGUACCAUAUUCUGUACGACUCACAUUGUGGGAACACAUCUAGUGCGCAGAUGAACUGAUCUGUUUGAGUUGCGUUAUAGGAAUAUGCGCAGUGUGCGGCUACCCUAUACUAUAUGAGAACUAUCUUGUAGGAGUAAUCCGCAGUGGGCAGGUACCCUAUGUUACACUGAGUUGCAGUGUGGAAACACCUGCAGUAUGAGACUACCAUAAACGAGACAAUGAAAUCUGUCAACCUGAGCUAGGAGACUGGUAGAAAGAUGAAGAUAUCUUCCUGUAUUUACAUAGGGAUUUCGUAGCUACGAUAAUUUUAAAUGGUUCGUUCCCACAAAGUUGUAGUUACUCUGUCCCGUAAUUAUUCGGUAUACGAGGCCAAAGGGUCAAAGCAACUGGCUCGGAGUUCAUUCAAGCAAGUAGCUGAAUUAACUGAAGAUUCGCUGUAGCAGGUCAGGCCACAGCCCGAGUGUUUCAAGUUACAGCACAGCACAACCUGAUAGCAUCACUCAACACGUGCUGAGAUCAAUCAAAUAAUACGGAGGAAUAGACUGCCCAUUCAAAACAACAGAGGAUCGGACAGUGACCAUAAGGAAGCAGUUUACCGGAGUAGUAAACAAGGUCACGGCUAGAGUAGACUAAACUCGGUACAUGUGGGUGGAAUUUUGGGAAUAGUAAACAGGCUACGACUUGAAAGAGCUAGGCCACGUUACAUGAGGGUGAAGGCGCGGGACUAGUAGGCCGGGUAACGAUUCAAGUUGGCCAGAUCGAGUAACUAGUGGGGUCAUGAUACGGCUUUAUGGAGCAAGGUCGCGGAACAAGCAGGAAGAGUUACUACACGAGAGAACAAGUUCGCAGAGCUUGAGGGUCGGCUUCCGGCAUCGUUAUCCACUAGUUAUCCCACAGCCUCUCCAGCUAAGAGCUAUGUCGUCGUUACUGCAGGAAGCUCUCACAAGCACAGAAGCCUCCGCUUCAUCUUCCAGGCAGCACCAUUUCGGAAGUACUCGGCUGAAACUUUGGUACUUGUAUGUAAGGCUCUCUCUACUCGUUAUUGAAGAUCGUAGUGUACUCAAAUCCUGAGGAGCUCAACGAUUACACCCAGAGAGGCCGUGAGCUACUAAUCAGUAUAGACAAUAUAGAGUCCCUUCGCUUUGGAAUUACUGCUUUAAGUCACUUCUCAACUCGGGACUGGGAAAGCUGCCUUAACACCGCGUCAGUCACUGCUUGACCUUGGACUUAAAUCACCGUCACACGGCGGGAUAAAUCACUAUAACAAACGCGAGAGAAAUCAAGCACAUUCGUAUGGUCUGCAAUUGCAGUGAGCCAGACUCCACCAUCCUUUUAAACAUAUUGCAUCACCAGAUCACAUCCCAGACCAUCCACUAGCAACCACCACCAGUUCAUCCCUGAUCCCUUCCCUCCCAUUACCAAUACAGUGCUGCUGCUGCACCACCACCACAAUCUGAUCGCAUACUGCCUGGGAAUUAAACAUUAUCACGGGUAUUAAGCUGUCCCAAACCUCUGUCGGAUUCACUUCAUUGAAUUAACUGAAAGAAAAAAAAACUUUUCAUACCGAAUUUUUAAUCUAUUUUUUUUGUGACGCUUACUUUAUCAAAUACAUUUUUGCAUCAAAAUACACAUAUUGACAAACCACGUUAAAAUAUUAAAUCUGGGAAAAGAUGUAUUAAACCGUGUUACAAAGAAGAAGUUUAAAAG